Messenger RNA from Prorocentrum cordatum, 4638 nucleotides. NCBI's taxonomy places the organism in Eukaryota, Dinophyceae, Prorocentrales, Prorocentraceae. The record is from the annotation of a GenBank genome assembly.
AUGACGACGCCAGCAGGGACAUCGGCACCAUCACGAGUUGAGGUACCAUCCUGGAACGGUGAGGCAGAGAAGCUGUCGAGCUACCGUUUCGAGGUGUCGAUGUUCGUGAAGAGCAUCAGAGUGAACGACCGCUAUGUCUGCGGACCUCCGCUGGUCCGGGCACUUGGGCCGCGGGUUCGGAACGCCGCGGAGAGCUGCCCCUCGAUCGACGACGUAGACGAGGUGGACGACUACGGAAAGUUAGUCGGCUGGGAGAGGGUGUUCAACUAUGUGCUGGAGAAGUUGGACUACACCAGCCUCAACGACACGGGUCUGCUGGCUGAGGAGUUCUUCCUGAAGAUAGGCCGCAACUCGGGAGAGAUCUUCCAGGACUGGGCGGCCCGGUUCGAGAAGAAGCAGAGAGAACUGUUGACCCAGCUGCAGGCCAUCGACCCAGACGUGAAAGAAGUGAUAGCGAAACCUCUUCGCACAUGGUGGUUCCUGCGGAAGUCAAGGCUCACCCCCGUGCUCAGAGGUGAAGUGACGGCGACCGCGGGAGGGGACUUCAACUAUGCGAAGACCUACAAGACGUUGCCCACGCGCUUCCCAGCGGAGGCUCUUGCGGAGCUGGACGGCAAGGUCAAGCGUGAGCGGGCGUUGUUCGAGAACGACUUUGAGGCGGACGAGGACGAGACUGGUGGGGAAGCGGAGGAGAUCUACGAGCUGGCCGAGCAGCUCCUCAACCUCGCGGACGAGGAGGAGGAGGUGGAGCCCGACGACUUGGAGGCGGACAACGAGGUGUUCGCGCAGUUUCGCCAAGCUGGCCGGAGCUUCAAGGAUGCCGGGGACAUGCUAAAGGGCGUGGACGUGGACAACAAGAUCGACGAGUUCGCUUUGAUGGUGCGCGAGAUCUGCGCGACGAACGCGCGCAACGGCUUCAUCCUGUCGGCCCUGGACGAGUAUGUCUACCUGCUUGAGCGCGAAGGGAUCUGGGCCGCGCUGGACAUUGGAGCCACGCGCAGCCUCGGUGGCGUCGAGAGCGUAGAGAACCUCAUGUACGAGAUGCUGGUGAACCACGACGUGGAGUUCGAGGCGCACGACGACACCUGCUCCUUUCGCCUCUCAGUGAUGGCGAACCGCGUCCCCAUUCUCCUGGGCAUGGACAUCCUGACGGACGACUUGAAGGUAGUGGUCGACUGCGGCCGCAACUGGAUUGGGUUGCCGACGCUGGGCAACAAGGUCUACUACUGCGAGAGGGUCUCGAGCAAGCACCUGGCGAUCAACCUUUCGACGCCGCAGUGGUGGCGCGAGGUCUCUCUGCCCUUGUCCCUGGAGAACUGCCACGUCAACAUGGCAGGGCGGGACUCCAUCGUGCUGGAUGAGAAGCCGGAGGAGCCCGUGACGGGCUGCGCUGGCUGCCUCGCCGUGAGAGACCUCGAGCCAGCCCCCCUCGAGCCGACCGAGAGCGACGCGAUGUACGACCGAGAGAAGACCCACGACGUCUCAAAGUUCGAGCAGCCCGAGACCGAUGACGACCAGGGGUUCGAGUGGGACAAGGUGGGGGACACUCUCGGGGCCGUCAGGGGCGACACGGAGUCCGAGUGCACGGGGGAGCUCUUGGACAUUCUCGGGGCUUUCGGAGGCAACAAGAGCAGCCGCCGUCGGCGCGACCAGAGAGUGGGCGCGUCCGAGGACUCGGGCAGAAUCCUCGCCUGCCACGCCGACGCCAGCCCCGUCGACAGCGGGCUCAGUAUCGGCAACACCACCACUGCAGAUGCCGAUCAACAGUCCAACGGGAUCACCAGUGCAGUACCAGCCACCAGGACGAUGCCAGUGCUGCGGAGCUGUGGGACGGACUCGGAGGGGGCGCCCAACCGCGCGAUCACGGGAUGCAGCUGCCGCGGAGGCAAGAGUCAUCGAUGCCUACGCCUGCAUCCGGACGAAUCGACCUCGGAGAAGGAACCCCUCGGCGAAGCGCUGGGGGACAUCCGAAGUCAGGCCGUGGCGAUGCGGUGGAGGCGCCUGGCGUCGAAGCUGGCGAAGUGCGACCCCGCGGGGCCCUGGGUGUUCCUGCCAGUGCCAGACGACAGCAUGCUGGGCGAUUCGGACGUGACGGAGACCCCCCUGAAUGACUCGGAUCUCAUCGCAUUCUACCAGGCGCAGACCAAGGUGAUGGACCAGAUCUACUUCGAGAUCGGCGAGGACACCGUCAACCUGACCAAGACCAAGCGCGCGGACCUCAUGGAGGUGCGCUGCCCGAACGAGUCGUCGCUCGGCAAGGCGGUGGAGGCGCAGCACGGCAGGGUAAUACGGUGUGGGCUCUUCAACGGCUAUGACAUGGGCACGGCCACAGGAAACCUGAACCAAAAGACGGAGAACCAGAGGAAGCAGCUCUCGGACAAGAUCCGACAGGCGCGCAGGUUCCAGCGGGGGUGUCUUGCCCUGUACGAGGAGGCGAAGAAGAUCGUUGACUGCCACAUCGAGCUAGAGCAGCCCUGGAACAGCCGCAGCUGGUCGAGGUCACCCUCCAUUAAGAAGAUGCGGUCAGAGAUGUACGAGACGAUCAUCCAUGGGUGUGCCUACGGACUUCGCGACGAGAGGUCUGGACUCUUGGUAAAGAAGGCGUGGCGAGUAUGCUCUACCGACCCCGACUUUGGAGCGAAGGUGGGCCGGCUCUGCAGCAACCGACCGGGACGAAGAGAUAACAAUCUACAUCGUGCCAUCGAGGACGGACAUCUGGUGGCUCAGACAGCCUACUAUCCUCCGGCCAUGUGCCGAGCCUGGGCCAAGCACAUCCUUAGGAAGGACGUGACCUCCCAGUACGGCAAGGAGAUCUACGCGGGCCUGGAACAGAUUCCAGAGGAGGACGACGUCGAGACGUCGGGCGAGUUAGGGGAGCUGAACACGGAGGAGGACAUCGAAAUGGAGACCGCCGAGGCUUCUCUCAAAGGCCUGGGCGUCAAGACGGAGCUGUCGAAGAAGGAGGUCUCAGAGAUCGAACAGAGACUCGCGCGACUUCAUCGCAAUCUGGGACAUCCCAGCCACAAGACACUCUACAAUAUUCUCAAGGCCUCUGGUGCAGCGGUCCCUGUACUCCGACUGGCACUUCAAUUUCAAUGCCAUGGUUGCCAUAUCGGGAAGCUCCCCAAAGCUGCGCGUGUAGCCUCAGGCGUGGAGAUUCCGGGCGUGCUCGAAGUCCUCGCCACGGACGGACUGGAGUGGCUCUCACCUCAGCAGACCUCCCAAAUCAUGACCCUGAACCUCGACGAGGGGUCCGGCCUCACCAGCGUCACCUACCACGGGCAGAAGGGCGAGCGCAGCGGGAACCGGUCAGCCCUCGAGGUGAUCUCUACGUGGGAAUCGUGGUGCAGCCACUACCGUCAACCUGCCCUUCUUCGCAUGGACCCAGAAGGGUGCCACUGCUCUCAGACAGUCGCGAAGUGGGCAUCCGACCAUGGGAUCGAGAUAUGGAUCGCACCUGGGGAGGCGCACUGGCUCAUGGGCAAGGUGGAACGUCGCAUCCAGCUCUUCAAGCGCCUCAUGACGAAGAUGGCCACCCACGACCCCAAGUGCAGCACGCAGGAGCUGGUCACCUGGGCCGUGAGUGCGAUCAACUCCAUGGACAAGGUGGGAAAUCACUCCCCAUUCGAGCACGUGCUGGGCGUCACAGGGAUGGCCCCCACGAAUAGCCCCUUCGCCAUCAUCGACGGGGACACCGGCGAGACGCAGGAGCAGAGGCGACUUCUGGCCCGCCAGAGCUACCUCGAGUGCGAGUACGCAGAACGGCGACGCCAUGCCGAGCAAGCCAGGAACCGCAUCUACCAGACCUGGGAGGCCGGCGACCUCGUGUACUUCUGGCGCGACGGCAAAGGACGGGAGAACCGACCUGGCAAGAAAGGAGGGUGGUACGGACCUGCACGAGUGCUCGUUCAAGAAAAACGGCAUAUCGACGGCCGCACUCGGGCGGCCUCGGUCGUCUGGAUCGCGCACGGGAACACGUUGAUGAGGUGCGCGCCCGAGCAUCUACGACCAGCCUCCGAGACCGAGAAGAUGCUGACCGAACUCAAGAAGCAGGCCUCCCUCGGGAAGACCAUGACAGAGAUCCUGGAGACCGCCACCAAGGCUGGGGCGUUCGAGGACCUGGUGGAGCAGCGCCGCCCGGACCUCACAGCGUACGAGCCCCCGAGGACCACCGAGGCAUCCCAACCAGGAGACGGGGCAGAAGCGCCACCUGCCGCUGCCACGGAGGAGGAGACGAACAUACCGGAGUCGAGCCACACUACACCGAGGUCCAUGGCUCAACCAGAAGCUGAACCAGGCGAACCCUCUGAAGACGCUCAGGACCUGGAGAUGGCACCACCCGCAGGGGCAGAGAUACCUCAACAGCCUCCGCCAUUGGACCUACCUCCAGCUGAAGCACCAGCCUCUGAAGGAGCAACACCAGCAGCACCAGGGGAACCUUCUGCUUCGUCAUCGUCGGCGCGCCCUCGGUACCGCAUGACACAUCGUGGACCGGAGCUGGACCUCUAUCAGCCGCCAGAGAAGCGUCGGAAGGACAACAACGACAUGGACGAGAGCGAGCUCUGGGCGGACCUCCAGAGGGACGACCUGGACAUUCUCCUGGGGAUAGACGAGCACCAGACAGUGUACUUCGAGUAG